AUGAGCAUGGCUUUCUCAAGUUAUAGCACUCUGAGCAGAGCUCAGCUUACAUUUGAGUAUCUUCACACAAAUUCAACAACUCAUGAGUUUCUUUUUGGAGCACUGGCUGAGCUUGUGGAUAAUUCCAGAGAUGCAAAUUCUACACGUAUAGAUAUCUACACAGAAAAAAGGCCAGAGUUGCGGGGCGGCUAUAUGUUAUGUUUUCUUGAUGAUGGAAUUGGAAUGGAUCCCAAUGAGGCAACACAUGUGAUACAAUUUGGGAAGUCAAACAAACGCUCAACAGAAUCCAGCCAGAUUGGCCAAUAUGGAAAUGGCCUGAAAUCGGGUUCAAUGCGUAUUGGAAAAGAUUUCAUCUUGUUCACAAAAAAGGGCACUACUCUUACUUGUCUGUUCCUAUCCCGGACAUUUCAUGAAGAGGAAGGGCUUGACGAGGUCAUUGUUCCACUGCCUUCAUGGGAUUGCAAGACAAAACAGCCUCUGACCUCGGAUCCAGAGAAGUAUGCUAUAGAGACUGAGCUAAUCUUCAAAUAUUCUCCAUUUAAAAAUGAACAGCAACUCAUGGAGCAGUUCAACAAAAUAGAAGGCAACAGUGGAACUCUAGUGGUUAUCUACAACCUUAAGCUGAUGGAUAGCAGGGAAACAGAGCUGGACUUUGAGACCGAUCAUCAGGACAUACUUAUGGCAGCAACAUCAGCUGAAGGAGUGAAGCCAGAGAGCAGGUCAUUCAGGGCAUAUGCAGCAGUUUUAUAUAUUGACCCACGAAUGAGGAUAUUUAUCCAAGGACAUAAAGUCAGGACAAAAAGACUCUCUUGUUGCCUUUAUAAGCCAAGACUUUACAAAUAUUCCUCCACACGGUUCAAAACACGUGCUGAACAAGAAGUCAAAAAGGCAGAUCAUCUUGCUAAAAUUGCUGAAGAGAAGGCAAGAGAAGCUGAGAGCAAGCGGAUUGCUUUGGAGGCAAAACAAGGGGACGACCUGUCUAAAGAUUCACGAGCAAUUCUGAGGAAGGUUCAGGAUGCAGCCAUGAUGCUUCGCCGAGAUGCAGAGAUGAAGCAAAGAAUCCUUGAAGCCAAGCAGAAGGCAUUAAAAGAGCCCAAAGAGCUAAAUUUUAUAUUUGGUGUGAACAUUGACCAGAGGGACCUAGAUGGAAUGUUUAUUUACAACUGCUCCCGCCUCAUCAAAAUGUAUGAAAAGACGGGACCUCAGCUUGAGGGAGGCAUGGCAUGUGGAGGUGUUGUUGGGGUAGUUGAUGUUCCUUAUUUAGUUCUGGAACCCACUCACAACAAACAAGACUUUGCAGAUGCAAAAGAAUAUCGGCACCUUUUGAAGUCUAUGGGCGAACACCUGGCUCAGUACUGGAAAGAUUCAAACAUUGCUCAAAAAGGUAUCGUGAAGUUUUGGGAUGAGUUUGGCUAUCUGUCUGCCAGCUGGUCUGCGCCUCCUUCUUCAGAGACCAGAUACAAGCGGCGACGUGCAAUGGAGAUACCAGUUACCAUUCAGUGUGAUAAAUGUUUGAAGUGGAGGACGCUACCUUUUGAGAUGGAUGCAGUAGAUAAACGCUAUCCAGACAGUUGGGUGUGUCUUAUGAACCCAGACAGUGCCCAAGACAGAUGUGAUGCUUCUGAACAAAAGCAAAAUUUGCCGUGUGGUGUUCUUAAAAAAGAUAAACCUUCUGCAGUAGACAAACAGAAAGAACUUGCUGAAAAAAUUAAACAACAACAGGAGAAACUAGAUGCCUUGCAGAAAACCAACACCAUUAGGUCAGCAGCUGAUAUUAGAAAACUCCCACUCGAGCCGACAAGGUCAUCUGAGAGGGCGGUUCGUCCCCGUUCGCCACCUUUGCCUGCUCAUCUUAAAAAUGCACCCAGUGUUCCCCCAUCUCGUGCUGCUUCUCAGCGGCCAACUCGAAGUCUCGCACCUCCUCCUAGACCAGAGCCUCCUAAGUCCAGAUCUGCUGCUAAAUCUGCUACAACCACAGCAAAGCCUGCAACUAAAGUACUUAAAGCAACACCCGCAAGUCGAACUUCAAAAUCGCCUGCAAAAGCACAGCCAGCUGCAGCUUCAGGGCCACGUAAGAGGAUUGUUGUGGAGGAGGACAGUGAUGAGGAGGAAGAGGAGGAGGAGGAGGAGCAAGAAGAGGAAGAAGAGAAUGACAGUGAAGAGGAGAGCGAUGAAGAACCUCAAACAAAGAAAUCAAAGAUUGCAUCUGCAGCUGCUACUCGAGGCAAGGUGGUGGAGAAAACCUCAGCUUCUAAGCGAGGGAAGUUGGAUGAGGUUAACAAACUCAGCCAUUCUGCGAAGAAGGGGGUUUCUACUCCUACCAGACCGACUUCUGCAGCAUCUUCCCCUAAAACUCUUGCCACACCUGAGCAUGGUGCUAAAGCUAAGAUGCAGCAGAAAGUCCAAGAAGAACCUGAAGACAACAAAAAUCCUCAGAAAGAUAAGGGUCUUUUAGUAGAAGUACGUGUCAAUAAAGAAUGGUACACUGGUAAAGUUAUUGCUGUUGAAACAAACAAACAAACUGUCCGGUGGAAGGUUAAGUUUGACUACGUACCGACAUCUACACCAAAAGAUAGAUGGGUUUUUAAGGGAAGUGAUGACGUUCGUUUGAUGAAGCCCCCAUCUCCAAACUCUCAAACACAGGACAUGCAACAGGAGAUGGAGAAAGGUCCAUCUCCAAUGGAGCCAGACACUACACAACCAGGAACCAGUCGAGAAGUCACAGGCAGCCUGGUUAACAUGCUCAGGACAAUGCUCCAUUACUUUUUUCCUCCUGUUUUCCGGAUUCCCAAAGAUGAAGUUAACAGCAUGACAGCCGAGGAGCUUGUGUCUUUUCCUUUGAAGGAAUAUUUCCAGCAGUAUGAAUCUGGUCUGCAGUCUCUGUGUAACUCGUAUCAGAGCAGGGCAGACGCCAAGGCCAAAGCUGUGGAGGAGAGAUGCAACAAUACUGAAAACAAACUCAAAGAAGGGGAUGAAAAACUCCAAAAAUUAAGAACAAAUAUUGUGGCACUUCUACAAAAAGUACAAGAGGACAUAGACAUUAACACAGACGAUGAACUUGACGCCUAUAUUGAAGAUCUACUUACCAAGGGUGAUUGA
Molecule: messenger RNA, 3099 nt
Organism: Knipowitschia caucasica
Lineage: Eukaryota; Metazoa; Chordata; Actinopteri; Gobiiformes; Gobiidae
Source: the annotation of a GenBank genome assembly